This is a messenger RNA of Camellia sinensis, 2341 nucleotides long. NCBI's taxonomy places the organism in Eukaryota, Viridiplantae, Streptophyta, Magnoliopsida, Ericales, Theaceae. The record is from RefSeq and is a predicted model, not a curated record.
CACAUUUUGGCGGGAACCAGUUGAGUUCUCAUCGUCGUGCGGUUCUCUGCCGCCGUUCGAUUCUCUCCCACAAAUGAACAGAGUAACAGAAAUAACUGAUCUCUUCGCGCGACUCGCAACGAACCUCCAAACCCUAAACCCAACGGUCCCAAAUGAAGAUCAUCGACACGAAACCCUUGAUCUCUCGAUCUCGAAGCUCAAUCGAUCUCUCAACUUGGAGGACAGUUCUAGGGUUAGGGUUUUGGACACUGCACUCUCUUUGAUGUGUUUCAAAGCUCCACAGGUAUUUGAUUCGGCGAUUGAAUAUCUGGUGAAGACCAUUGUUACUGUUCUGUCUUCGUCGAUUACUUGCAAGGCAUUGAGGUUUCAUAAAGCAGAGUUUUUGUGCGUUGGUAGCGGAAUUUCAAGCGGUGAUUGUGCAGAAUUGAUCGGAAUGUGCGUUGAUUUUUUGGGGAAAUUGGAGGGACAUGGGAUACUGUCCCAUUCUUUGUUGUACGCUGUUAUAAGAGUCGCGGUAUCAGCAUCUUGCUUUCGGUUUGGAUUAGAAAUAACACCUAUUCUUGAUGUCAAAACAGUAGAGGGAGGUAGUAUUUCGAAACUGCUUUGCCAUUUACCAAGGGACAUCUCCCUUAAAAACCAAGAGAUACCGUUAAGGUUGCUAUUGUGGUACCUUGAUCCCCUAAUUCUGAAGAAUGACGUGUCACAUAUAUUGCAAGCUUCUAGUGGUAGACCUUUCCUUUGUUUGAGUAUUGCAUUUCAUGAGAGGAUGGAUUGGCGUUCCAUAAUCAUAUGCUUGGCACUUUCUCCUGCUAUGUUUGUUGAGACCAGAGCCCUAUUGCAUAACUGGUUUCUGAUGACGGGUUUGGCUUAUGUGUUAGAGCUUCAAAUUGAAUUGGUGUCGAUGAUACUUGAUGUAGUUUCAAAACCGAUGUGGUGGGGCAUAACGAUGGAAGUUGCACUGAAGCUACCCUUUUCUCAUGCAUAUUUCCCUCACAAGCAUCACUUAUUAAGGACUUUGGAUGGACCUUUAUCAUACCAAAACUUUAUAUAUUUACUUCAUAGUACAAGCAAAUCAGCUUCUCAUGCUAGAAGACAGUCUGAUCCAACUUUUAAGCAGGAUGCAAGAAAGAUUGGAAUGAUGGAUUACAAAUCUCGGUGGGCUAUGGCGAUGAACUUCCCAAAUUGGUUCUUUUUUGCCUCAAUGUCACUCUUCGCUGGAAAAGGCCUCGAAGAUAAUUUCCAUUCAAAAGGCACAGUAGAGACCACUGAAACUGAACAAUCACAUGAUGUCGAACUUCCCUGGUCCACUGCUGCUGCAAGUUACAUUGCAUGGAUUCUGAAUCCAAUCAGCGAAUCUCAUCAGGAACUACUUGUUGAAUGUUUGGGUAAAAUAUCUGAGUCAUGGGUUCUCAAGAAAUGCACAGACAAAUAUUGCAAAGAAACAGCUAGCUAUAGGAAGAAACUCAAGAUAUCCAAAUUCCAAGACAGCAAGGUUGAUUAUGCUCUCUUACAGGAAUAUGAUUGCAAAACUAUCCAACUAUGGCUUGGGAAAUUUCAAGAUAUGUACAUAAACUAUUGGAAUAAAACUGUCAAUAGUUCUGCAGCCCAUGAAGCAAAAGCGUCCCAUGGGAUUAGCCCUCAGAAAAACAUGUUAUUUUGGAAAAUUCCAUUGGGCAUUUUGAUUGGGUGCUCCCAUGGAAUAAAUGAAGAUGGUUGUCAAUUGCUGCUGCAUUAUGCUGCAACUGGUACUUUACUUCAUUUGACGGAAAAUCAGAUUGCAGGAUUGAAGAAUAGAAAAUGGAACUCUCAAGGACAAGAAGAGUCAACUGCGUGGUUUGAAAAAUGUAGUAAAAAGGAGGCUGUAGCAGGAACUCGCCUUGUCUUCCACUUAACUGAUGUUGUUGAGAGUAUGUCGGCUUCUUUGUUUGACACUGAAGGGAGAGGGAUAGAUUUUAUUUGCCGGGUGAAACUAAGGUCUGGCAAAUACUUGCUUAAUUGUAUGAAGAAGCUACUUGACAUCAAAAUUGAUGAGGAUGAUGGAUUUCUGAUGCUAAGUGAUCUUCGCAGUAGACUAGCGCGAUGGAGGAUUCAAGGACAAGAUGUAUUUCAGAAUUCGAAGGAUCUGAGUGAUGCCAUUGAUGCCUUGAGUCAUAAAUUAUCUUCUUUCUGAGAUCUUGUAUAGUUAGAAAUGCCUCUUUGUUAAUUAAAGGCAGUUUUGUAAUUUUGUCUGUAAGAAAUGAUUAUCAUAUUUUUAUUUGUAUCUGUAAAUGUGUGAAAUAUUCUCAAAUUCUUGUUGUAACUCUUUUAUAAAACAAUAUUGGUGAACUGUUUAUAAUCAUCA